AGAAAACACUUUAUAAUCAUUCGCAAAUAAAACUGAUUCUCUUGAAAUAAAAAUAUAACUUUGAAUAAGCUUUCCUACAAAAAACUUUCAUUCCUACAUCGACGUCUUAUUGCGAUCGUUUGCAGCAAUUCCGCCGGGGUGCAAAUCAGAAAUCAGGCUAGAGCAAUAAAGCUUUUACAAGCUCGCGAUAUCUUUGGCACAAUUCGCGCAAAUGCAGUUAGAAAUAACGAGAACGGUGUAAACGUUUAAGUAAACUUCGCGCCGACGCACUAUUUCCUCCUGAGUCGAAAGCGCGGCUGCGUAAGCCCGAAAGCUUGACUUAAAAUUUCCACCGCCUCUCCACUUCCGUGCAGUCACGUAGAAUCCUUUCCUUCGGCGAGAUCUUUUUCGAGAUCGAAAAAAUUCUUACAAUCGAGUCUUAAUAUCCCAAAAACAAUAGUACAACGCCGAAGUAAUGAAUAGAUGUUUAACGGAUCUUGUACACCUUAAAUAAAAAUAGUUUACAUAAUAUCAGUUUUUAUUCUGACUAGUUUUCACGAGGACACGAUGAUUCACGUAGUACAUUCGGAAUUUGAACCGCGAAAUAUUGGGGACAGUUGGUGAACGCUUUCCGAAUGAGACGCGGACGAGCGAUAAAAUGCGGAAGAACGACGCACGUUUGCUGAGCUGAAAAGCCGAGACCGGGAAUGCGAGAGAAGCUCUUAAAUAUCUUCCUCUUGAGCCGAGCUUUCCGGGAGCCCGAGAAAGGUAAGAAACUCGAUACCUCGAAUAAAAACCCACGCUUGAGGUGCUUUACAGUCGCGAAAAAAAAACAAAACACUAGAUCAGGAUGAAUUAUCUUUUUCAUCCGAAUAUAUAUUAAUUCCACUAUAAUUUUUAAUUUUACGCAGGCGUUGCAUGAUGACGGUCACUGGAAACGACAAAUUGGAAGUAACAUCCCGGUGGAACGGCUCCGGAAAAAUUGAAACCACCGGCAAUGCAUCCAUUACAGGCCUUAAUGGUUUACGAAACGGAGAUAUAAAAACCGGCGGAUUUUUUGGAAGCGAGGCCAUGCAAAAAUUGAAAUCCAUCGCCGGUCACGUCGGACUAUUGAUCACUUUAAUGCUUUACACCGCCAUUGGCGGUAUGGUAUUUCGCGAACUGGAAUUGCCGGCAGAACUGGCUCGAUUGGGACGUCUGCGCUCGACCGUGCAACAUCAAAGGCGCCAUUUAGUCGGUGCAAUAACCAACAACACCGAUGUUAGCAACCUGGCCACUCUGGUGAGUAUGAAGCUCCAGGAUUACGAGGCAGCGGUCCAGGAAGCGGCCCAGGCAGGAUUGUUGGUCAGUCUUGCUGGAGAGAUCGCCGACUGGAAGUAUCAGGAUGAGAGCAUCGAACCGCCAGAGAUCACCACCGAAAGGUGGAACAUUCUUCACGCCGUCUUCUUCGCCAGCACCGUCUUGACAACGAUCGGUUACGGGAACGUCGUACCGACUACCAGUUGGGGCAGGAUAUUCUGCAUUCUCUUCGCUCUGAUUGGCAUACCACUGACAUUGACAGUGAUCGCCGAUUGGGGAAAGUUGUUCGCCGAGGGUGUCAGCGAAAUUGGUCUGAGAAUUCGUGAGAAACUUCCUGCUGCCGUGACUUCGUGCAUACCCACGAAUCUAGCUGGAAGACGAUCGCUGGGAGCCUUCUCUGCCGUGGUUCUUUUAUUCCUCUACCUUGCUUGUGGAGCCGGCAUGUUCAUGCUCUGGGAAGAGGACUGGGAUUUUUUCGAAGGGUUCUACUUCUGCUUCGUGACCAUGACCACGAUCGGCUUCGGCGACUUGGUUCCAAAGAAGCCAAAGUACAUGUUGCUGUGCACCUUGUACAUCCUGGUAGGCCUAGCAUUAACCAGCACAAUAAUAGAGCUGGUCAGAAGACAAUACGCUCAUUCCUGGAGACGGCUGCAAGCUCUUCGCGGGCCGCUCGCGGAAACUCUCAAAAGAUUGGGCGAACAUGCCGGUGGCGACAUGUCGGCUCUCCAAGCUGAUCUCAGAAAGGUGUUAACGGUGGUAUCAAUGCCGAAGCUUCGUCGAGGAGGAGACGGAGGUCCAGGAAGCGUGAAAGAUCGAGAGUGGGAGGAAGCUGUCGAAGCGGUUCUGAGGGACAUCGCAGCUGCAGCUCCGCCGCCCCCCAAAAAACCGAUCAUGCAGAUCGUAAUCUACGAAUCGAGCGUCUAACUCGAUUAGUACGUGCUAGACUUGAUCUUGAAGCGAAGUGCCAAAAAUAAACGGUCGCUAAUAAUA
Messenger RNA from Orussus abietinus, 2268 nucleotides. RefSeq names its product TWiK family of potassium channels protein 7. The transcript is spliced from 8 exons. Gene Ontology annotation, biological process: stabilization of membrane potential; potassium ion transmembrane transport. Bases 898 to 2202 code for a protein of 434 amino acids. Gene Ontology annotation, molecular function: potassium ion leak channel activity. The record is from RefSeq and is a predicted model, not a curated record. Gene Ontology annotation, cellular component: membrane. Lineage: Eukaryota; Metazoa; Arthropoda; Insecta; Hymenoptera; Orussidae.